ACCCCUAUUUAGCCCUGGACUGUUCAGGAUGAUGUUGUGUGUGAUUGUUUAGCGUCGUGUCGUUUACUUGUUCUUUGUCAUUGCUAAGUAAACCUUGACCUUGUUCAUUCCUGCGUCAGCCUCUUCGUAUACUCAGUGCUCGUCACAACGUUGGUAGAUUUAAUUUGAUAGAAUCGCCGCUGCAUGUAUGUCGCAACAUGACUGCGCAAGUGCUCGGUUCAGGGAAAGUAGCCUGUAUGUUGUUGUUGAAUUCUAGCCUAUCCUGUUGAGAUUGUGUCAAAUGAAAUAAUAGAUGUCAUACACUUUUCGUGUUUAUUUGCUCACGCUGGGCUCGAGUCUAAGCAGCCAGUGGCCUCAUUAAUUACAUAAACAGUGAAUCAGUCAUGGAAGGUGGCGUAUUGUUUUUUGUGUGAUAUUUAAUAUGCGGGUUCGUCUCCAUUGCCAUACACUAGCCUGGAGUCAUACGCACUGUAACGCACACAGUUGAGAGAGGCUCUGUACCAGACUGUACUGUUGUGUGAAUCUACCGGUACUUCAAGUCAUGAGAACCAUCCGGAGGCACCGAUCUGCUACGGGCACGGAGCUGCUCCUGGGACGCUGCAACCGGCUCCGGAUGUCCCGAGUUCGGGUGCUUCUCGUAUGCCUAUGCGGAAUGCUGGCUAUGGCUCUGACACUUGGAUUUUAUUUAUCGAGUAAUGAUAAAAGCGAUGAUGAUGACAGUAUUCAUAUGGGCGAUAACAUACAAUUUCGUGUGCCAGACCUAAUAAGAGACAAGUUGACCCAUAACCCCCGUAGGUCCACUGUGGCCCAGAUCAAGCGCCUGGUGGGCCAGGUAAAUUCGGGGAGGCUGUGGUACUCUCUCCUGAGGCCCAUCCUGGUAGAGAGACUGCCAGGUACCAGGGGCAGCCGUAGGGUGCGUGAGCACAUCUACAGCCAUCUAGAGUUCCUGUCAGCGGGUUGGUCAUUGGAGGUCGACUCCUUUAACUCUGCUACCCCAAAGGGACUAAUCACCUUCUCCAACCUGCUAGCAGUCCUGGACCCCUCGGCCCCGCGUCGUCUGCUGCUGGCCUGCCACUACGACUCCAAGGCCAUGCCCCCAGCUUCCAAAACCCCAGACGGUCCUCUCAGGAGGUUCCUAGGGGCCAGCGAUGCGGCCGUCCCCUGUGCCAUGAUACUGGAGCUGGUGACUGCACUGGACGUCCACCUGAAAGUGCUAAAAGAACAGAAGUCACAGGUGACGUUGCAGUUGGUCUUCUUUGAUGGUAAUGAGGCGUUUGAGCAGCCGAGCCCCUCCGACUCUCUGUAUGGCUCACGUUACCUUGCUGACCAAAUGUCCCGCACCCCUCACCCCCCAGGAGCCGAACAUACCACCCUGUUAAAUGCUUUGGACCUGUUUGUUCUGUUGGAUCUGAUUGGUGCACCUGACCCUAUGUUUGUCAACCACUUUGACAAUACUAUACGCUGGUUUGAUGAGCUCAUAUAUGCAGAGAGGAGGCUCCAUAAGCUGGGUCUGCUGUCCUCCCACCCCAGAGAGGUGAGCUACUUUAGGAAGGACAUAAACCUGGGCCCUGUGGAGGACGACCAUGUGCCCUUCCUCCAGCAGGGGGUUCCAGUACUACACAUGAUCACAACGCCCUUCCCCUCCUUUAUGCACACUCUGGAGGACACAGCGGAACACAUCCAUUCUCAGACUAUCGAGAAUCUCACCAAGGUGCUAGUGGUGUUCCUCGCUGAAUACAUAGGACUCUGACUGACAUUUUUCCCCCAUUAUUAUUGAUCAUACGCAUGGAUCCGUUCGAUUUUAUGCCACAAUCACCCACCCUUGUUUUAUAAUACCAGCACUCUCCCACUUGAUGACUUUGUAUCACAUCCCCACAUCAUACAUUUCCAAAGUCCUAUCACACCAUGCAAUUUUUCCACAUCACUGAUAAUCCCACAUUCUAUACCCUAGUCUUAUUGUUUUUGCUUUAUCCAUUCUGGAGCCACACUAUAAAACUGUUGAAAUUAGGAUUUUGAUUAUAGAGGCCUUUUACAUUCCCUGUCCCUCUAAUUCCCAUAAUCGAUGUGGGACUCAGAUUUAUGCAAGAACAGAUUGUUAAACUUAAUGAUGUGCCUUUUUUCAAUAUGUUCCGUAAAUGAGGUUGUGCACAUUAGAGUAUAUAGUGUUUCCCAGUGAGGGAAGCUAGAUCAUGUGGAUAAAAAACAGUUUAAAAGUCUAAAUAAAGACGUGAUAUACAGACA
Molecule: messenger RNA, 2241 nt
Organism: Coregonus clupeaformis (lake whitefish)
Lineage: Eukaryota; Metazoa; Chordata; Actinopteri; Salmoniformes; Salmonidae
Gene: qpctlb
Product: glutaminyl-peptide cyclotransferase-like b
Exons: 7
Coding region: 542-1750 (402 amino acids)
Molecular function (GO): zinc ion binding; glutaminyl-peptide cyclotransferase activity
Source: RefSeq, a predicted model, not a curated record